AGCAGCGCGCACGCGCAGUGCCGUUGGCGCCGGCGGGAGACGCGGCGGUACCGGAGUCGGGCGGGGCGCGGAGCGGAGCGGAGCCUCGGCCGCGAUGCCGCGGGAGAUCAUCACCCUGCAGCUGGGCCAGUGCGGCAACCAGAUCGGGUUCGAGUUCUGGAAGCAGCUCUGCGCCGAGCACGGCAUCAGCCCCGAGGGCAUCGUGGAGGAGUUCGCCACCGAGGGCACCGACCGCAAGGACGUCUUCUUCUACCAGGCAGAUGAUGAGCACUACAUCCCACGGGCCGUGCUGCUGGACCUGGAGCCCCGAGUCAUCCACUCCAUCCUCAACUCCCCCUAUGCCAACCUCUACAACCCAGAGAACAUCUACCUGUCUGAGCAUGGAGGGGGAGCUGGCAACAACUGGGCCAGUGGCUUCUCACAGGGAGAAAAGAUCCAUGAAGAUAUUUUUGACAUAAUAGACAGAGAGGCUGAUGGGAGUGACAGCUUGGAAGGCUUUGUGCUGUGCCACUCCAUUGCUGGUGGAACAGGCUCUGGGCUGGGCUCCUACCUCCUGGAGAGGCUGAAUGACAGGUAUCCCAAGAAACUGGUGGAGACCUACUCAGUGUUCCCAAACCAGGAUGAGAUGAGCGACGUCGUAGUCCAGCCCUACAACUCUCUGCUGACACUGAAGAGGCUGACCCAGAAUGCUGACUGUGUGGUGGUUCUGGACAACACAGCCUUGAAUCGGAUCGCGACAGACCGGCUGCACAUCCAGAACCCAUCAUUCUCACAGAUCAACCAGCUGGUGUCCACCAUCAUGUCUGCCAGCACCACCACGCUCAGGUAUCCCGGGUACAUGAACAACGACCUCAUUGGGCUGAUUGCCUCGCUGAUCCCCACGCCCCGGCUGCACUUCCUCAUGACGGGCUACACGCCGCUCACCACCGACCAGUCGGUGGCCAGUGUGAGGAAAACCACAGUCCUGGACGUGAUGAGGAGGUUGCUGCAGCCUAAAAACGUGAUGGUGUCCACAGGGCGAGACAGGCAGACCAACCACUGCUACAUUGCCAUCCUCAACAUCAUCCAGGGGGAGGUGGAUCCCACACAGGUUCACAAGAGUCUGCAGCGGAUCCGGGAGAGGAAGUUGGCCAACUUCAUCCCCUGGGGCCCUGCCAGCAUCCAGGUGGCUCUGUCCCGCAAGUCCCCUUACCUGCCAUCUGCCCACCGUGUCAGUGGCCUCAUGAUGGCCAACCACACCAACAUCUCCUCGCUGUUCGAGCGGACGUGCCGGCAGUACGACAAGCUGCGCAAGCGAGAGGCUUUCCUGGAGCAGUUCCGCAAGGAGGACAUCUUCAAGGACAACUUUGACGAGCUGGACAACUCCCGGGAGAUCGUGCAGCAGCUGAUCGAUGAGUAUCACGCAGCCACACGCCCCGACUACAUCUCCUGGGGCACGCAGGAACAGUGAGUGCCCUGCCAGGGGACAGGAAGGUCCGUGGCCACCCCCGCGCACGCCGGCAGGCCUCGUCUCUGCCGUGCCCACGUUUGUCACCCCUCAGCGCUGCCUGGCGUGGCAGAGCCCUCGUGCCAGUGCUCCUCUGUGGAAAGCUCUCUGCGGGGAGCUGCAGCUCCUCAGCGGGGCACAGCCCCCGCCCCGCCGUGUGCCCUGGCCCAGGACAGGACUGGGGCAGCUGCGCGCUCUGCUGGGAGGGAACCUCUGCCUGUGGGAGCAGCGCUUGCUGUGAGGAGGAGGAGGAGAGUGACCCUGGGGCUGGGAACAGGCCUGGCCCCCUGAGUUUGGGUGCACACAACCCCCGUGGCCAAAGGCUCCGUGUGGCUGAGCUAGUCCUUGCCCUGGGCGGAAGCCUUGUUCCUCCUUGGCCAGAUCAGGCCUGGGGCACGGGCUGUAUCUAUAUUUUUGUAGGUUAUUUUGCUUUAAUAAAGGCUGUUCCUGCACUGA
Molecule: messenger RNA, 1942 nt
Organism: Camarhynchus parvulus
Lineage: Eukaryota; Metazoa; Chordata; Aves; Passeriformes; Thraupidae
Gene: TUBG1
Product: tubulin gamma 1
Exons: 11
Coding region: 95-1450 (451 amino acids)
Biological process (GO): mitotic sister chromatid segregation; microtubule nucleation; cytoplasmic microtubule organization
Cellular component (GO): gamma-tubulin complex; microtubule; spindle
Molecular function (GO): GTP binding; structural constituent of cytoskeleton
Source: RefSeq, a predicted model, not a curated record